Messenger RNA from Geosmithia morbida, 1386 nucleotides. RefSeq names its product pfkB family carbohydrate kinase. Lineage: Eukaryota; Fungi; Ascomycota; Sordariomycetes; Hypocreales; Bionectriaceae. Bases 1 to 1386 code for a protein of 461 amino acids. The transcript is spliced from 2 exons. The record is from RefSeq and is a predicted model, not a curated record.
AUGGCCACUGAUUAUGAAGUAGCGCUCCGGUGCGCUCCUGCUGCCGAGGACAGCGAAGCAUCAAACCAGAAGCAGGUCCAAGAUGGGGAUAUCGAAGGGACUAAUGGCCGUAAUCAGGCCGACUCUCAGGCCCAAACUCCUAGGUCGAAAACAAUUGCAAAGUCCGAAGACGAUAACCAUUCUACCUCUGACGAGAAGCAACGUCCGCAGAUCGAUUUUGUCACUAUGGGCAUGUUCAUAAUCGACGAUAUUGACUAUGUACCACCUAAGCCGUCUGUGAAGGGCAUACUGGGAGGGGCAGGAUCUUAUUCCGCACUCGGUGCUCGCCUUUUUUCCCCCAGCCCCGUGUCAUCUAGCAUUGGCUGGAUUGUUGACAAGGGGUCAGAUUUUCCACCAUCAGUUGCUGAUCUCAUACAAAGCUGGGAAACGUCUGCCGUCAUCCGAGAGGAUAUGAGCCGGUCGACAACUAGAGGUUGGAAUGGCUACGAGGGCACAUCCGAAAAACGUUCCUUCAAGUACCUCACACCGAAGAAGCGUCUCACAGCAGAUGAUCUUACCCCUGAGCUUCUUCAAGCGCGCUCUAUCCACCUCAUAUGCUCACCGCUACGCUGUCAGCAGUUGGUGGCUGAUAUCACCGCUCGUCGAAAGGAAGUCGCACCUGAUACGUACACGAAAGCGAUAUUCAUCUGGGAGCCGGUCCCGGAUCUUUGUACCCCGGACGAACUUUUGAAUUGCACCAACACACUUCCACUGGUCGACGUCUGCAGCCCCAAUCAUACAGAACUGGCAGGUUUCAUGGGAGAUGACGGACUCGAUCCCGAGACCGGAGAGAUAUCGACUGUAGCCGUCGAACGCGCAUGUGAACAGCUCCUGGGCAGCAUGCCAUUGCAGUCAUUCUCACUCGUCGUUAGAGUCGGUGACAAGGGAUGCUAUAUCGCCAAGAACGGUGGAAGAAAACGUUCACGUGCUCAGGGCCCAAACAAGAAGCAAAGGAAGAAGCACUUCCCGCGAGGCGGGCUUCAGCCUGACACCGAUAUGGAGGCGCUAUUUGCUGGGCUGCUACAGGAUGAAGAUGGGUUUGUGUCCAGGGAGGAAAUCGAGUUGGACCCUGGCAUCGAACGUUGGAUACCAGCUUAUCACCAAGACGCCUCAAAGGUCGUCGACCCAACUGGGGGCGGAAACACCUUUCUGGGAGGUCUUGCAGUAGCGCUCGCCAGAGGCCAAUCCAUCGAGGAUGCUGCCAUCUGGGGUUCUGUUGCUGCUAGUUUUGCGAUCGAACAAGUUGGCAUGCCUACCCUCGAGAAAAACGGUACUGAUCCUGAGACAUGGAAUACUGUUGUUGUCAACGAACGACUGGAGGAGUUCAAAACCCGAAUAUCAUCAUGA